Molecule: messenger RNA, 1092 nt
Organism: Pseudovirgaria hyperparasitica
Lineage: Eukaryota; Fungi; Ascomycota; Dothideomycetes; Acrospermales; Acrospermaceae
Product: SAICAR synthase-like protein
Exons: 2
Coding region: 1-1092 (363 amino acids)
Biological process (GO): inositol phosphate biosynthetic process; phosphatidylinositol phosphate biosynthetic process
Cellular component (GO): cytoplasm; nucleus
Molecular function (GO): inositol-1,4,5,6-tetrakisphosphate 3-kinase activity; inositol hexakisphosphate kinase activity
Source: RefSeq, a predicted model, not a curated record
AUGCCUAAGACUCCAAGCCAUAAACUCGAUCCAAGUAUUCUCACCUUAUUCGGCAAUGCUGCCGCUGGGCACGAGGGCGUUCUCUCAGACCCAAGUGGCGAACUCAUUAUCAAGCCUUGUACACCUGCCGAGGUAGCAUUCUACGAAGCUGUGCGUGCGUCUCGUCCAGAGCUGCUUCCUUUCCUCCCAACAUUCUAUGGCACAUUGGCCCUGAAUGGCCCAGCAGAAGCUGUACCGGAGACCACCGGUGGGUUAGAUACUACACCGACUGUCAUGCCUGUCGAGGAUGGCACGGCAGCGUCGUUGUCAGCGAAUGAUGUCGGUCCUAUGCAUGGCAAGAAACUGUCCACAGAUGUGAGCAUUGUGCUGGAGAACACAACCGCGGGAUUUAAGAAGCCGAAUGUACUUGAUAUCAAGCUGGGUAGGCAGCUGUAUGAGGAUGAUGCCCGGCCCGAGAAGAAAGCUCGGCUGGACAAGGUCGCCGGCGAGACUACGACUGGCUCACUGGGCUUUCGCGUUGCUGGUAUGAGGGUAUGGCAAGGUACCGAAGAAGCUGCUAUGGGGCCGAAUGACGAAGGACUCAUGGAAGUUGACUCCGCCACAAACUAUAAGGUGUACAACAAGCUCUACGGCAGACAAUUUUCGGCUGAAAAUGUAACGAGGGCUUUCGAAGAAUACCUCCUUGUUCCAAGCGCAGGCAUGGAUAGCGCACGAGCCUUGGCCGUUACAAAACAGCUUAGAAAAGACGUGGAAGACAUUAUUAAGAUUUUCGAAACGCAAGAAAGCAGGAUGUUUUCAGCUAGCAUAUUAUUCGUCUACGAAGGUGACCCAGAAGCAUACGACCAAGCAGCAAGAGCUAUCUCCGAAAUCAUGGAGAAAAGACUCCUUGCAGAUGAGACAGGUGAGGACGAAGAUGAGGACGAGGAAGACGAUGAACUGGAAAUACCAAAGCUCGUCUCCACGAAGCUGAUCGAUUUUGCCCACGCGUCAUUCAAGCCUGGAUCUGGGCCAGAUGAGAACUCACUUUUUGGCAUGAGGAAUACUGUCAAGGUUCUAGGUGAUCUUGAGCGUCAAUUCGAAGUUCCAGUGUAA